CAAGCUCUCCGACAAUGGACUAGUCCGUCGUUAGGCCUUUGCGGUAGGGAGUUGUUUGGCGGACCCCGCAAGUUUUACUUUACUUUAUAUAUUAUUUUUGUUUGUCUAAAGGGGAGCAUAUUCCACGUUUUUAUCAUUAAUUGCUUCGUUGUUUACGCAGUGUGUCGACGGACUAUACAAACAAAGUAUUUUGGGCGUGGUACACAACUAGUGAGCUAAAGAAGGAAGGAAGGCAUCGGUGAGUCGGCUGAGCUUAUGAUGCCGACGUUGCGGGACAGCACCAUGUCCCACCCCGGCGAGAAUUCCCACCAAGUCCGGGUGAAAGCUUAUUAUAAGGGGGACAUCAUGAUUACUCACUUUGAGCCGUCCAUCUCAUACGAGGGAUUGUACGGGGAGGUGAGGGACAUGUGCUCCAUGGACAAUGACCAACUCUUCACCAUGAAGUGGAUCGAUGAGGAGGGUGACCCAUGCACAGUGUCUUCUCAGCUGGAGUUGGAUGAAGCUCUGCGUCUAUACGAGCUCAACAAAGACUCGGAGCUCAUUAUCCACGUAUUCCCAUGUGUACCAGAGAAACCUGGCCUGCCCUGUCCAGGAGAAGACAAGUCUAUAUAUCGGCGUGGUGCCCGGCGCUGGAGGAAGCUUUACUAUGCCAGUGGUCACACCUUUCAGGCCAAGCGCUUUAACAGGCGAGCCCACUGUGCUAUCUGUGCAGACCGUAUCUGGGGUCUGGGAAGACAAGGCUACAAAUGCAUCAACUGCAAACUGCUGGUGCACAAGAAGUGCCAUAAACUGGUCACAGUGGAGUGUGGCAGACCGAUCAUCCAGGAACCAAUGAUGUCUGGACAACCAUCAAGUCCAUUAGACCCAACUGAGCAGCCAGGCCCCCAGAAUAAAGACUCCAGAGAAAGCUUGCCUUACGAUGGAGAAGAGAAAGAGGCGCGGAGCAGCAGGGACACGGGGAAAUCGCCUUCCAGCCUGGGCCUGGCAGACUUCGAUCUGCUGAGGGUGAUCGGUCGAGGCAGCUACGCCAAGGUGCUGUUGGUGCAGCUGAAGAAAACAGAGCGCAUCUACGCUAUGAAGGUGGUGAAGAAGGAGCUGGUCAACGACGAUGAGGACAUCGAUUGGGUCCAAACAGAAAAGCAUGUAUUUGAGCAGGCCUCUAAUCAUCCCUUCCUUGUCGGCCUCCACUCCUGUUUUCAGACAGAAAGCAGACUGUUCUUCGUUAUUGAAUAUGUGAAUGGUGGAGAUCUCAUGUUCCACAUGCAGAGACAAAGGAAACUCCCAGAAGAACACGCAAGAUUCUAUUCAGCCGAGAUCAGUCUGGCACUCAACUACCUCCACGAGCGGGGAAUCAUCUACAGAGAUCUGAAACUGGACAACGUGCUGCUCGACUCCGAGGGACACAUCAAACUUACAGACUACGGCAUGUGCAAGGAGGGCUUGAGACCAGGCGAUACGACGAGCACAUUCUGCGGUACCCCCAAUUACAUCGCUCCAGAAAUCCUCAGAGGAGAGGAUUACGGGUUCAGUGUGGACUGGUGGGCGCUGGGUGUGCUGAUGUUCGAGAUGAUGGCGGGCCGGUCGCCCUUCGACAUUGUCGGCAGCUCUGACAACCCUGACCAGAACACAGAAGACUACCUCUUCCAAGUAAUAUUGGACAAACAGAUCAGAAUCCCCCGGUCACUGUCAGUCAAAGCCGCCAGCGUCCUCAAGGGAUUCCUCAACAAGGAUCCCAAGGAACGUCUAGGCUGCCACCCUCAGACAGGCUUUGCUGACAUCAUGGGCCAUCCAUUCUUUCGAAACGUCGACUGGGACCUUCUGGAGCAGAAGCAGGUGGUCCCUCCGUUCAAGCCCAACAUCUCAGGGGAAUUCGGACUGGACAACUUUGAUGCCCAGUUCACCAAUGAGCCCAUUCAGCUGACUCCUGACGAUGACGAUGUGGUCAAGAAGAUCGACCAGUCUGAGUUUGAAGGGUUUGAGUACAUCAACCCACUUCUGAUGUCGGCGGAGGAGUGUGUGUGAGGAACGCGACGUCUGUGCUCACACGCACCGCCUACACACACACACACACACACACACACACUCAUACACUCAUGCACGUGUUAAGUGGCGUCUCAGUGUCCUCAAGUUGCAUGGUUACGAGACAACCUGAAGAUAUCAACCUGUUCGAGGGACGCACAUGCACAGUAGAACGCUUAUUUGCCAAAACCAAUCUCACACUCAGCCAUUUAUAACCACUUGCCCUUAAGCCUACCUUCUUUCUUAAUUAUUUUUAUACCAUGUAAAUCUGCACUGAUAUCAGUUUUCUCAUCGGGGCCUCUUUAUUUGUAGCCAGUGAGGCUGCAAAGUUCUUCCAAGGUUGCUGUACACGGGUGACACCCUGACACAUGAACUGAACAUCCUCUCCUUCCAGCUGGUGGGGUGCUUUCAAUGCAUAUUUUAUUUGUACAUAUAUAUGAAUCACUAUUGAGAUAAAUGUUAGACAAGGCCUUUUUAGCUCCAAGCCACAGUCGGACAAAGUUUAUCAUCAUAGAAAAGUCAUUUUGAAUUUGACUUUGUGGCAACACCCCUUCUUGUAGAGGAAAGAAGAAUAACAACACUAGUCUUUAAAAAAAAAAAAACAAACACACAAAAAAAAGAUUAAAAUCUAUAUAUUUUUCUCUUUUUUUUUUUUAUUUAACAGCAUAGCAGUCCUUAUAUAUAUGUUGUUCUGAGUAUUAAAUGUCCAGCCUGACUAACAACCGAAAUGGUUCAGGCUUUGUUGUUAAGAUGAAUACACAACAUCUGGAAAACAGAAGGUGUGUGCUCCAAGUCCCUUUUUUCCCCAGAAUGAAGGAACAUAUACAACAACAUCCAUCCAACACUAAUAAUGAGUUACUACUCUCAAACUGUGAAUGAAAGAGCUCGCUGUGCAGGGAAAUGGGCUGGAAGAGUAGCACAUAACACCUGAGCGCUGGAGCAUGGGUUACAUUUUGCUGUGCUGACCUUCAGUGAAACAAACAUUCACACAGGACCAAAAACAACGAGAAAAAAAAAAAAAAAAAAAACCAAAACAUUUUUAUGAAAAGUGGCUUGCUGGUACGAAUUAGAAGGUACAGUAUACAUGAGGAAGAUAUGCUGUCCCAAGUCAUAGAGUUUAUAUAUUCUAAUUUUUUUUUUCUUUUGCUAAUUUUUAAUACUAUGCCUUUUGGAAACAUAUGGUCUGUUGUCUUUUUUGUACUUUCUCCAUUCCAUGUAUGUCUUUUGGUGUAAAUCAAAACACUGAGUGAUUGUUAAAAUGAGAGUUUUGGUUAGAAGUUCAAAACUGUGACACAGUGCAGUUUUGGUCCUUAAAUGUGGCUUGAAAACUGCAAACUGUGUCUGCUGUGCCCCAUUUUUACUAUAUUGAAGCCACAGUUCAUUUUCUGAAUUCGAUAUUUUGUAAAACUGCUUUAAAGCCCGUGAAGGCUCUGUAGAGCCACUUUCUAUCCCCUGACUUUAACUGACACCGAGUGAUGGUGCAUGGAACCUCCAGGCUCUCGUCCAGCUGAAACUUCUCUCUACUUGCAAUGUGUUUUGGGCUCACGUGGUGACCCGGAGGAACAUAUUCAUCUGUUACACUUUGCUUUUGUUUUAUAUAUAUAUAUUUUUGUGAAUCAGAUUUAAUUUUGAUUUUUUUUUUAUCACUACAUUGAUUCCAAGAUGUUACUGGGUGAACCCAAUGGAAACACUAUUUGUUGUACUUGUUGUGUUUUGGGGGUGUUUACCACCAAGAGGACUCUACUGAACUUCAUUAUUAGUUUGCAAAGACAAAACACAGACGGUAAAAUAAACAUUUUAUUUCUC
Molecule: messenger RNA, 3825 nt
Organism: Scatophagus argus
Lineage: Eukaryota; Metazoa; Chordata; Actinopteri; Scatophagidae
Gene: prkci
Product: protein kinase C, iota
Exons: 18
Coding region: 256-2022 (588 amino acids)
Biological process (GO): protein phosphorylation
Molecular function (GO): ATP binding; protein serine/threonine kinase activity; protein binding
Source: RefSeq, a predicted model, not a curated record